Xiphophorus maculatus (southern platyfish) is the source of this 4526-nucleotide messenger RNA. It is a transcript of the gene upf2, whose product is annotated as UPF2, regulator of nonsense mediated mRNA decay. The transcript has 22 exons. NCBI's taxonomy places the organism in Eukaryota, Metazoa, Chordata, Actinopteri, Cyprinodontiformes, Poeciliidae. Gene Ontology annotation, biological process: nuclear-transcribed mRNA catabolic process, nonsense-mediated decay. The record is from RefSeq and is a predicted model, not a curated record. Gene Ontology annotation, molecular function: protein binding; RNA binding. Bases 155 to 3982 code for a protein of 1275 amino acids. Gene Ontology annotation, cellular component: cytoplasm; exon-exon junction complex.
UAUAGUACCAAUAUAACAGGGUCCUUCUUCGGUUAACUUGGAAACCAUUCACCGAUGUUUGUUUUGGAGUCAUCAGUAGUAAACGUGUCAGCUAAGGUCUGUGGUUAAAAGGCGGUUCGGUGGUUUGAUUUCCGACUCUUCCUCACGAUGCAGUAUGCCUGCUGAGAGCAAGCCCUCAGUAAACAUGGAUGAAAAAGACGUCAACUCCUUCACCAACAAAGAAAAAGAGAAGGACAAAGAGGCUGAAUGGAGGGCGGCAUCUGGUAGAGACAAGGCUAAAGAAGAGGCGAAAGCCAGCGGUAAAAAGGAUGCAGGCAAGGAGGAGAAGAAAAAGCGCUUAGAGGAGGAAAAGAAGAAGAAAGAGGAAAAGGAGCGAAGGAAGAAAGAGGAGGAAAAGCAGAAAGCGGAGGAGGAUCAGAAGAAGAAAGAGGAGGAGGAGAAGAAGCAACAGGAGGAGCUGCAGAAGAAGCUCGAAGAAGAUGAGGCCAAACGGCAGCGUGAGGAAGAGGCAGCUCUGCUCAAGGAAAAGGAGGAGGGCCACCAGCUGCACCAGGAGGCCUGGGAACGGCAUCAGGGCCGGAAGGAGCUCCGCAGCCGGAACCAGAACGCCCAGGAGGCCCGACCCGAGGAGGCCUUCUUCAGCCGCCUGGACUCCAGCCUGAAGAAGAACACAGCCUUCGUCAAGAAGCUGCGCACGCUGACGGAGCAGCAGCGCGACACGCUCUCCAACGACUUCGCCUCGCUCAACCUCAGCAAGUACAUCGGUGAGGCGGUGAGCUCGCUCGUGGAGGCCAAGCUGAAGAUCUCCGACGUGGGCUGCGCCGUGCACCUGUGCUCCCUGUUCCACCAGCGCUAUGCUGAGUUCGCGCCACUGCUGCUACAGGCCUGGAAGAAGCACUUUGAGGCCAGGAAGGAGGACAAGGCGCCCAAUGUGAGCAAGCUCCGCACCGACCUGCGCUUCAUCGCCGAGCUCACCAUCGUCGGCCUGUUCACCGACAAGGAGGGGCUGUCGCUGAUCUACGAGCAGCUGAAGAACAUCAUCGGGACGGACCGCGAGACGCACACUCACGUGUCGGUGGUGAUCAGCUUCUGCAAGCACUGCGGCGACGACAUCGCCGGUCUGGUGCCGCGCAGGGUGAAGCUGGCGGCGGAGAAGUUCGGCUUGGCGUUCCCGCCGAGCGAGAUCAUCAGCACCGAGAAGCAGCAGCCGUUCCAGAACCUGCUGAGGGAAUACUUCACCUCGCUGACCAAACACCUGAAGAAGGACCACCGGGAGCUGCAGAACAUCGAGAGGCAGAACCGGCGGAUCUUGCACUCCAAAGGGGAGCUGAGCGAAGAUCGCCACAAGCAGUACGAGGAGUUCGCCACGUCUUACCAGAAGCUGCUGGCCAACACGCAGACGCUGGCUGACCUGCUGGACGAAAACAUGCCAGAGCUGCCGCAGGACAAGACGGUGCAGGAAGAGCACGGCCCCGGCAUCGACAUCUUCACCCCCGGAAAACCCGGAGAGUACGAACUGGAGGGCGGCAUCUGGGAAGACGAAGACGCGCGAAACUUCUACGAAAACCUGAUCGACCUGAAGGCUUUUGUUCCCGCCAUCUUGUUCAAGGACAACGAGAAGAGCGGCCUGAGCAAAGACAAGGACGACGCCAAAGAUGGCAGAGAAGGGAAGGACGUGAGCACCACAGAAGAGCUGGAGCUGGAGCUGGAGGCGCUGGACAUCGCAGACGAGCCUCUGGAGCUGGAGGGAGGAGACGAGGUGGAGAACGAGGAGCUGGCCAAGAAGCUGCUGGAUGAGCAAGAGCAAGAAGACGAGGAGGCCAACACCGGGUCGCACCUGAAGUUGAUCGUGGACGCCUUCAUUCAGCAGCUUCCUAACUGUGUCAACAGAGACCUGAUAGACAAGGCCGCCAUGGACUUCUGCAUGAACAUGAACACCAAAUCCAACCGGAGGAAACUGGUCCGGGCCUUGUUCACCGUCCCCAGGCAGAGGUUGGAUCUUCUGCCUUUCUACUCUCGCCUGGUGGCGACGCUGCAUCCCUGCAUGUCAGACGUAGCCGAGGAUCUUUGCUCCAUGCUGAAGGGAGACUUCAGGUUCCAUAUCCGUAAGAAGGACCAGAUCAACAUCGAGACCAAAAACAAAACGGUGCGAUUCAUCGGAGAACUUUCCAAGUUCAAGAUGUUCUCAAAGACCGACACGCUUCACUGCCUGAAGAUGCUGCUGUCUGAUUUCACCCACCACCACAUCGAGAUGGCCUGCACGCUGCUGGAGACCUGCGGCCGCUUCCUGUUCCGCUCGCCCGACUCUCACCUGCGGACCAGCGUCCUGCUGGAACAAAUGAUGCGUAAAAAGCAGGCGCAGCACCUGGACGCGCGCUACGUCACCAUGGUGGAGAACGCCUACUACUACUGCAACCCGCCGCCCAUCGAGAAGGCCGUGAAGAAGAAGCGGCCGCCGCUGCAGGAGUACAUCAGGAAGCUGCUAUACAAGGACCUGUCCAAGGUCACCACGGAGAAGGUGCUGCGGCAGAUGCGCAAGCUGCCGUGGCAGGAGCCCGAGGCGAAGGGCUACCUGAUCUGCUGCAUGAUCAACAUCUGGAACAUCAAGUACAACAGCAUCCACUGCGUGGCCAACCUGCUGGCCGGCCUGGUGGCGUACCAGGAGGACGUGGGCAUUCACGUGGUGGACGGCGUCCUGGAGGACAUCCGGCUCGGCAUGGAGGUCAACCAGCCCAAGUUCAACCAGCGGCGGAUCAGCAGCGCCAAGUUCCUGGGUGAGCUCUACAACUACCGCAUGGUGGAGUCGGCCGUUGUCUUCCGGACGCUCUUCUCCUUCAUCUCCUUCGGGGUGAACCCGGACGGCAGCCCCAGCCCGCUGGACCCGCCCGAGCACCUGUUCCGCAUCCGGCUCGUCUGCACGCUGCUCGACACCUGCGGCCAGUACUUCGACCGCGGCUCCAGCAAGAAGAAGCUCGACUGUUUCCUCAUCUACUUCCAGCGGUACAUUUGGUGGAAGAAGAGCGUGGAUGUUUGGACAAAGGACCACCCGUUCCCCAUCGACAUCGACUACAUGAUCAGCGACACGCUGGAGCUGCUGCGGCCCAAGAUGCGGCUCAGCUGCUCGCUGGACGACGCCACCAGGCAGGUGGCCGACCUGGAGAGGGAAGUUCUCGUCAAACUGGGCAUGGCCAUGGAGAAGGACGGCCGCUCCAGCGCCAUGAGUGAAGGCGAGCCGCUCGAUGAGGAAGACGAGGAUGAGGAUGAAGAGGGAGCCGCUGACACCGAGGAGCAGUCGGGCAACGAGAGCGAGAUGAACGAACAGGAAGAGGAUGAAGGAUCUGAGAACGAGGAAGAGGAGCGUGAGGAAGAGGAGGAGGAGAACACAGAUUACCUGACCGACUCCAACAAGGAGAACGAGACGGACGAGGAGAACAAUGAAGUGACGAUUCGCGGCGGAGGACUGAAGCACGUCGCCUGCGCUGAGGACGAAGACUUCAUCCAGGCUCUGGAUAAGAUGAUGCUGGAGAACCUGCAGCAGCGCAGCGGCGAGGCGGUGAAGGUGCACCAGCUGGACGUGGCCAUCCCGCUGCAGCUGAAGAGCCAGCUGAAGAAGGGCGGCUCGGGCCAGCAGUGCAUGGGAGAGGGAGACUCGGACAUCUCUGACACCAUGCAGUUCGUCAUGCUCACCCGCAAAGGAAACAAGCAGCAGUAUAAGAUCCUGAACGUCCCCUUGUCGUCUCACCUGGCGGCGAACCACUUCAACCAGCAGCAGGCGGAGCAGGAGGAGAGGAUGAGGAUGAAGAAACUCACCCUGGACAUCAACGAGAGGCAGGAGCAGGAAGACUACCAGGAGAUGAUGCAAUCGUUUGCCCAGCGUCCGGCUCCGGCCAACACCAACCGGGAGCGCCGGCCGCGCUACCAGCACCCAAAAGGCGCUCCCAACGCCGACCUCAUCUUCAAAACCGGAGGAAGGAGACGCUGAUGGGAGACGGCGCCGGGCCGAGCGAGCACCAGAGAGAGAGAGAGAGGGAGGGGAAAGCGAAUCCCCCAGACGCCGGGUCGGACCGGACCCCCCCGGACCUGAACACACACUGUUAGCAAACCCAGGGAGGAGAGGUCAAAGGUCAGGGCUCAGAAAGGUGUCUCUCGUCCUUUUUUGCCUGUUGUCUGAAGAAAAACCCGGCAGCGGUCGGGUUUGGAGGACGGACCGGACGCGGCGGCGGAGCGUCGGUGUCACCGGGUUGAAGAAAAAUAAACCGAUUUAAGGAGAACACGUCUGCAUCUUCUUCUUCUUCUACUGUUUCCUGUGUGCACGGAUCCUGACCGUCUGACUGAUCGCCAACGCAGGAACCUUUGAAUUUCCCGGCAAAACGAAGAUUUUCAUUUGAAUCAUGAAGCAGAAAGGAUUAAAAAAUAAAAAUCACCUUCCAGAGGGUUUUAAUCUGCUGAUUAUUUCAGAAAAUCGCUUCAGACUUCAUCUGCAGCCAUUUUUAAUUCCUGUUUCUCCCAUGAUUUAUUUCAGUUUA